AAUUUAUUAACUGGUUUAAGUAUUUACAUGGUGUAUAGUUUUGUGAGAGUAUACAUAUAUAUAUUAUGCUCACAGAAAACAAGGCCAACCAGAGGCAGCCACUUAGAGGUUUGGAAAGAAACAGCUAAUUCAUUGAGUGCCCUUUUCUGAGGCCUGUGAGGUUCAAUGGCUUCAGUUAGUGCAGUCAAAUUCUUGCUCUGUCUAGUUUUAUGGCUCUUCAUCUCUCCAACUUCUUGUCAAGUGAAUGCAGGUAAGAAGAACAAGUUGAAUCAAAAUGUGUAUCCUUUCAUCAAAAGGGCAAGCUCAUUCUCAUCAUCUUCGUCAUCGAUUUCAACAAGGAACAAUGACGGGUAUGAUUAUAUCAUAGUCGGAGGUGGAGCUGCAGGGUGCCCUUUGGCUGCAACUCUAUCACAGAAAUUCAGAGUUUUGGUGCUGGAAAGAGGCGGGGUGCCGUUUAACAAUCCAAAUGUGUCGUUUAUGGAGAAUUUUCACAUUACCUUGGCGGACACUUCUGCAACUUCACCUUCUCAGUACUUCGUUUCAACUGACGGAGUCCUCAAUGCAAGAGCUAGGGUUCUCGGUGGUGGAACCUCCAUUAAUGCCGGUUUCUACACCAGAGCAAGCUCCAGAUUUAUAGAGAAAGUGGGUUGGGAUGCGAAGGUGGUGAACGAGUCGUACCCAUGGGUUGAGAAGCAAAUCGUGUAUCGUCCAAAGAUCGCAACUUGGCAGCGAGCUGUUAAAGAUGGCCUUCUAGACGUGGGUGUUUCUCCUUUCAAUGGCUUCACCUUCGAUCAUGUCCAUGGCACCAAGGUCGGCGGUACCAUCUUCGACCGUUUUGGCCGCCGCCACUCUGCCGCCGAACUUCUUGCUUCCGCAAACCCUCGAAAAAUCUCUGUUCUCAUCCAUGCCACUGUCCACAAAAUUGUCUUUGACACAAGAGGAAGAAGGCCAAAAGCUGUGGGGGUAAUUUUCACAGACGAGAAUGGGAAGCAGCAUGAAGCAUUUCUGAGGAAGAAUAUGCAGAGUGAAGUGAUAGUGUCAUGUGGGGCUAUUGGGACGCCUCAAUUACUGAUGCUGAGUGGGAUUGGUCCUAAAGAAGAACUUGAAAGAUUGAAUAUUACUGUGGUGCUUGACAACCCAUAUGUUGGGAAGGGCAUGACUGAUAACCCCUUGAACACCAUUUUUGUGCCUUCUAAAAGGCCAGUGAGGCAGUCUCUGAUAGAAAUAGUUGGUGUCACCAAUAUGGGAGUGUACAUCGAGGCUAGCAGUGGCUUUGGUCAGUCUGACGAUAGCAUCCACUGUCACCAUGGUAUCUUGUCUGCUGAGAUUGGGCAGCUCUCCACAAUUCCUCCUCAUAAGAGAUCACCAGAAAUUGUUCAAGAAUACGUCAAAAGCAAGCGGGAAAUACCAGUUGAAGCAUUCAGGGGAGGCUUCAUCUUAUCAAAAGUAGCGAGUCCUUGGUCAACUGGUGAGCUCAAGCUGAUCAACACCAAUGUAGAAGACAACCCGUCUGUGACCUUCAACUACUUCAACCAUCCAUAUGAUGUUCAGCGUUGUGUUGAGGGCAUUCGAAUAGCAACUAAGGUUGUACACUCGGAUCGAUUCACGAACUACACUUUGUGUGACAAAGAAAGCACUGAGACACUUCUUAACCUCACUGUGAAGGCUAAUGUCAACCUGGUACCCAAGCAUGUCAAUGACACAAAGUCACUAGAGCAGUUCUGCAGAGACACUGUGAUCACUAUUUGGCAUUACCAUGGUGGGUGCCAUGUGGGGAAGGUGGUUAGCCCUGAUUAUAAGGUUCUUCGUGUUGAUAGACUCCGUGUGGUGGAUGGCUCAACGUUUACUGAGUCACCAGGGACUAACCCUCAGGCCACUGUGAUGAUGAUGGGCAGGUACGUGGGACUGAAGACUUUAAGAGAUAGGUUGGGGAAGUCGGGUGGUAUAUAAGGAAGGAAAGGUGAAUUAUGAAGACAAAAGGAGCAGUGUUAGCAAUAGGAUUGAAAAUUAAUAUAGCCUAUUUGUUGUAAUUGUCACUGAAAAUAGAUUAAUAGUAAAAUCUUGGUUUCUUGAGGAAGAAAAGCUUGCUGUAAGGGCAACUUUCGCCUGUUUCUAAAAUAACCUCUUUGGGUGUUCCUUUUUUUUUGGUGUUAUGAAGCAGAAGUUGCUAAAAGUGUAAAAUUUUGUCUGUGUUGAACUUAUUUUGAAACCUUUGCAAAUUCAGGGGAUCCAGUAAUUAGCAGUUCUUUUAACUUCUCGUUCAAUCA
This is a messenger RNA of Neltuma alba, 2267 nucleotides long. Its product is annotated as protein HOTHEAD-like. The record is from RefSeq and is a predicted model, not a curated record. Lineage: Eukaryota; Viridiplantae; Streptophyta; Magnoliopsida; Fabales; Fabaceae. The transcript has 6 exons. Gene Ontology annotation, molecular function: oxidoreductase activity, acting on CH-OH group of donors; flavin adenine dinucleotide binding. Bases 166 to 1950 code for a protein of 594 amino acids.